GUUCGAAUAUGUCUCAGUAACCGUUAGUGAGCUAUGCAUGAGUUUAAGUUAGUUACUGUACUAACUGUGUCCAGGUUAGAUGUUAUGAUUCUAGCUUAGCUGUAGGAGUCACUUAUAUAACUGUAAAACUACGUUUGGAUCAUAUUUUCCUCUGGAGGACGCCAUAAAUCAAGGCGUGUGGUCAUGGCUCUGGCGUCUCCGUGCGGGAUUCUGUCCGAUGAGGAGGAGUGUGGGGCUGUGUUUGAGUCCACAGCUGCUGAUAUCGGAGCUCUGAUGAGAUCCCAGCGCUUUGUGUCUCCUCUGCCGGAGAUCUCUGUCAUCAUCAGCCCUGCUGCAGAGCCCCAGACUCCCACUCAAGAGCCUGUGCAGAUCAAGCCUGAUGUCAGCGCUGACGACGGAUCCGAGAAGCUGAAGGUUUUCCUGCGGAUCCGUCCUCUGACUGAAGCAGAGCAGGGCUGUGUGAAUGUGCAGUCCGAGGACAGUCUGCUUCUCCGAGCGCCCAAAGACUCCCGCAACAUGAAGAGUGCCGAGAGAGGCGUCGCUCAGAGCCUGCACAAGUUCACCUUCACAAAGGAGGAAAGCACGGCUGGACAUCAGUCUCGGCUGCGAGCGGGUUUGUCCUGGGACAGCAGCGUCAGCGGACUCUCAGCGACCAGCCACAUCGCAACACAGCUGGAGGGAGUUUCAGGUUGUUCUUGGCCGUCUCUGAUUGUCUUUGUUUUGUCCAGGAGGUCUCGUCCUCCGCUGGUGGUCCCGUUCAGAGACAGCAAGUUAACCAGGGUCCUGCAGAGCUUCUUCUGUGGUCAGGGCCGCUCCUGCAUGCUGGUCAACAUUAACCCCUGCGCCUCCACCUACGACGAGACGCUGCAAGCGCUCAAGUUCUCCGCCAUCGCCACACAGCUGGUGCAUGGGCCGUGCAGUAAGACGCAAGUGGCUUAUAUUCUGUCGCUGCUCCGUGAGCAUCCCGCGCAUCCCAACAACACCACUCCACUGGAGGAGGAGGAGGAGGAGGGAGACAUCACCAUGUUUGAUCCUGAAGCGCUGCUGAAGGCCAUCGAUGUUCUGAAGCGUGAAGUGCUGCGUCAGCGGCAGGAGAAAGAGGAGCUGGAGGCCACGGUUCGAGAGCAGGUCUGCGCUGAGAUGAUGGAGGUCAUCAGCCGCAUGCAGGAGGACUUCAGCGAGACGCUGGAAACCGAGAGGGGUCUGAUGGAGAAGAGAUGUGAGAACAAACUUAACAACUUGAAGAGCAGCCUGAAGAAAUAUUACAGCCAGGAGCUAGAGGAGCGAGAUGAAGAGAUCCGAGAGCUCACUGCUGCUCUGAAGGAGAAGGAAGAGGCUCAUAUCGCUCCCGCUCAUAUUUUCCCGCCUCUGAGUGACGUCAGUGCUCCGCGGCGUUUGGCUUCAUCACACAAGCGAGACGCGGAUCCCGAGAGCGAGGAGCUGGAGCUGAAGACGCUCGGUAAGCUGGAACCAGAUUCAAAGAUCAAAUCAACUGCAGAGCUGAAGCGACUCCAGGAGAGCGGGCCCCUGGCGGGAGCCACAGGGACCCUGACGACUUCAGCCGAGCGCAAGCUGCAGGAGGGCCAGCGGAACCUGAAGCAGCUGCGGCUGGAGCUCCAGAUGCUGGGUGUGGAGCUGCAGUCUGGAGAACGAGCGUGCUGUCGUAACACUGACGGAGAGAAGCUGCGCAUCGCUCUCUCCUCCGCCGACGGCAGACUCGACAAACAGGAUCAGAUGCUGGUGGAGCUGCACAGCAGUCUGCAGCUGGUCAAAGCAGAUCUGCGCAGGAAAGACGAGCUGCUGGUGCGCUCACAGAGCAAACAGCCUGCUCCAGCGUCUGGCUCCUGCAAGAAGAGAGGCUGCGGGCUGGAGAACCAGCCUCCGGAGAAGCGGCCCUUCUUCCACACGUUACACUCACGCCAGCCGUCGCCUCCGUCCACUCCCAUCCAGCGCCGAUUCAAAUAUUAGCAGCGGACGCACAGCUCUUAUAGCUCUGUCUUUAAUAUAAUCAGGUGGCCGUUUGAUGUGCAAAUGGGCCUUAUUUUGAUGGGAGUUUUUAAAUUGUGUUCAAGGGUUUCUAUUGUGAAACUCAUUUGAAGAGCAAAGACUAUUACAUGUUUUAUUCUCCCUACAUGCUGU
Molecule: messenger RNA, 2139 nt
Organism: Sinocyclocheilus rhinocerous
Lineage: Eukaryota; Metazoa; Chordata; Actinopteri; Cypriniformes; Cyprinidae
Product: kinesin-like protein KIF20A
Exons: 13
Coding region: 184-1968 (594 amino acids)
Biological process (GO): mitotic spindle assembly; spindle elongation; microtubule-based movement
Cellular component (GO): nucleus; mitotic spindle; spindle microtubule
Molecular function (GO): plus-end-directed microtubule motor activity; microtubule binding; ATP binding
Source: RefSeq, a predicted model, not a curated record